Molecule: messenger RNA, 516 nt
Organism: Phytophthora sojae
Lineage: Eukaryota; Oomycota; Peronosporomycetes; Peronosporales; Peronosporaceae
Exons: 2
Coding region: 1-516 (171 amino acids)
Source: RefSeq, a predicted model, not a curated record
AUGAAGAUGCACGCGGCUGUGUGGCAUUUCGCCGAGACCGACGGGAACAAGUACGCCAAGAAAUAUGCACGCAAGAGGAAAGGUGUAAAUGCCACCGAUCGGGAAUCAAGCGCCAGUAAAUGGCUGCGGAACCACGGCGGCAAGCGCAUCCGGGACGCCUGGAAGGCGCUGUCUCCCAAGACGAAAGCUCGUUUGAUGCAGGAGACGCCUGAUGGUACGUUCCCUGAUCAAUCAGAGGGGAUAUUAGACGAGCGCACCAAGGCAACGGCACAACCGACAUCGGUAGCGAUGCCGUCCACGAUUCAGACCAAGCGCAAUACAAACGCAAGCUGCAAGGACUUGACACACCUCAGGGCUGUGCUCAAUCGAAAUCGAUCGAAGUACUACGGCAUGGUGUGCAAAGAGGAAGAGCUACAAAUCAAGACGACCUACAAUAUUGGGAGCGUUGCUGGGGUCAUUGAAGCUAUGGCUUCGGGUGUAACGAACGCCAUUUGUCUGGCGCAUUCACGAGACUGA